AGCGGGUUGCCCGUGGUGGUGAGCGUAACCUUCUUCGCCUCUGACUCGUGAAGUAACCUCCCCGUCAAUCGCAUACCUGCACAGUGAUACUGCGUUGUUGUGGAUCGGACUCGCAAUCAUCCCACGUGGUCUCGUUUAUUGUUUAUCCGACCCGUCUCGACCAAAACGUCCAAAAUGUGCAGCCGUGAUUCCUGCAGUGACGAGUCGACGAAGCCGAACGAAAAAAUCAACCUCGUAGGUGCGAGUUGCAGGAAGUGCACGACCGUCAAAGCCUCGGUGGUCCUCCAGGGCAAGUUCCCCUACUGCCGUCAAUGCUUCCUGGCUUACUUCUCCCACAAGUUCAACGCCGUUUUGGGCAAGUCGAAAAUAAUGAAGUCCGGCGACAAAAUCCUGUUGGCUUUUUCCGGGAGCCCAUCGUCCAUCUGCUUGCUCGACCUCGUCCAAAACUACAUCGAUGAAAGGAGGAGGAAAAAAAUAUCAACUUCGGCCGUUCUCUUGUACAUAGAAGAGGCAUUCCUAUUUGACAAAACACCCGAGGAAAGAUCAGAGCUUUUAAAUGAGAUAUACAACGCUCUGCUUCUAUAUGACUUUAAAACAUUUUACGCAUCUUACGACAGUUUCUUUGAUGAAGAAAUUAUGCUUUAUAAAAGCCCUUCGUCUCUUUUGGAUUCAACUGACAACAGUCGGAUGUCAAAAUUACUGGAGGACUGUACUACUGAUACAGCAAAAAUUGACCUUCUUGUAAAAGCAAAAAAUGAUGUCUUGGUAAAAGCAGCAAGGUGGUUGCAGUGCAAUAAAAUAUUUUUGGCCGAUACUUCAGACCAUAUCGCUGUUAAUGUUAUAUCAAAUGUCUCGCUUGGCAGGGGAAGUCAACUUGUCUCUGACAUCGGGUUUUGUGAUGACCGUUUUGGCGAUAUUUUGUUCAUUAGACCUCUUCAAGAUUGCUCAAAGAAGGAAGUUGCUUAUUUCAAUGUAUUCAAUGAUCUCCGUUCCAUUACGAUACCCAGUUUCGGAACAAAGGAUGACAAAUUUUCAAGCAUUCAGAAAUUAACAGAAACAUUUGUUAAUCAACUGAAGACUUCGUUUCCAUCCACUGUGCCCACUGUGGUUUCAACAGGGAAUAAAUUAACAGCUAGUGAGAAUGGGGACAAUAUUUGCCGUUUAUGUCAUGCUAAAGUCGAAAGCAACACAAAUGAAUUAUCCGCUCAGCAUGCCACCACUGUAUCGGGUCAGAUUUCGAACCUCGGCCCAAACGCGUUCGAAAGCAGCACCUUUGAACCUUUGGAAGAGCAAAGCAUAAGUGACAAAAACGGUUGUUGCGGCUCACCUGAAAACAACGUUUCACAGGAUCAACUCUCCGAAUAUCUUUGCUAUGGAUGCCGCCUGAUACUUAAAGAUUCUAAAAGCACGGAGAACUGGCCAUCAAUUAUAAAGACAAAUUCUGAAUCACAGAUUAAAGAGAUGGAGGAUGAAAUUAAAAAAUUUCUCAUAGAUUGAAUUAUCCUCCAGGCUGACAACACUACCAUGGAGAUUUUUUUUUAGAUUUUCCAUUCAGGACAACUAUGCUUAUUAGUUUCUUGGCUGUAUUUGUUAAUUCCAGGUCGAUCAAAUAUCCAAUUUGGGGAGAUUUCUUCUUGAGGUCUGCGGAGCGAUGGACCUGUUGUUUGGUCACCAUUUCUGAUCAACUUGGUCUGAAAGGCCAAAACAGUGAGAAUAGGGAAUA
Molecule: messenger RNA, 1723 nt
Organism: Cimex lectularius (bed bug)
Lineage: Eukaryota; Metazoa; Arthropoda; Insecta; Hemiptera; Cimicidae
Gene: Ctu2
Product: cytoplasmic tRNA 2-thiolation protein 2
Exons: 9
Coding region: 175-1497 (440 amino acids)
Biological process (GO): tRNA wobble position uridine thiolation
Cellular component (GO): cytosol
Molecular function (GO): sulfurtransferase activity; tRNA binding
Source: RefSeq, a predicted model, not a curated record